Molecule: messenger RNA, 1605 nt
Organism: Mizuhopecten yessoensis (Yesso scallop)
Lineage: Eukaryota; Metazoa; Mollusca; Bivalvia; Pectinida; Pectinidae
Product: piggyBac transposable element-derived protein 4-like
Exons: 1
Coding region: 1-1605 (534 amino acids)
Source: RefSeq, a predicted model, not a curated record
AUGGCGGACGAUGAAGAAAUAUUUGAGGACGCCGCAGAACAGGCCGUGUUUUUAGAUGAAUACUUCGGUGAAAGUGACUCUGAUCAGGAUGGUUUUGAUGGGUUUGACAUUGAGGACAUUAACUUAAAUGCUGAAGGGGCAAUUGUAAGAGAAAUCGCCAUGGAUCAGUCAACUCGUGACCGGGAAUUUCCCGAAGAUUUUGCUUGGAGUCGUGAGGAUUCCCCACCUGUCUGUGCCCCAUUUACCGGUAAUCCCGGUAUCAAAUUUGAUACGCAAGGUAUGGAACCCAUUGAUUUUUUCCACAAGUUUAUACCUAAUGAAUUCGUCGAACUUAUGGUGACUCAAACGAACUUAUAUGCCCAAAGAAAGAUAGAAGAAAAUCAAGAGAAUAUGAAGCCCCAUAGCCGCAUUUCCAAAUGGUAUGACGUAACAGCACUGGAGUUGAAGGUAUUUCUUGCACUAUUUAUCACCAUGGGAAUAGUGAAGAAGUCUCAAUUAGAUGAGUAUUGGUCAACAAGUGAAAUAGGAGAAACACCACUGUUUGGAAAACACAUGUCAAAGGACAGAUUUCAUGCAAUUCUCAGUAAUUUACAUAUUGUAAACAACAAGGACGCCAUCCCUGUUGGACAGGUAGGUCACGACCCUCUGUUCAAAGUUAGACCUCUUAUUGAUCUACUUGAUACAAAAUUUACAGAGAUGUAUAAUGCUGAUGAAAACUUGAGCUUUGAUGAAGCCACAUGUCCAUUCAAAGGGAGAGUGAAGUUCAGGGUCUACAACCCUGCCAAACCUAAUAAAUUUGGCAUAAAACUAUAUCAAGUUUGUGAAGCAGAAUCGGGAUACACUGUCAGGUUUGAUGUGUACCAUGGGGAAACAAACUGUAUCAUAUAUUGUGAGGAGUUGGACUUAGAUCCAGAUAUUUCUACUAAAAUUGUCAUUGGUCUGCUUUGUAAAUGUGGAGCCCUAGAUAAAGGUCACAACAUCUACCUGGACAAUUACUACAAUUCUCCAGAGCUAGCUGAGGACCUGAACCUGCUCAAUACAUACAUGUGUGGAACAUUGCGAAAGAACAGGAAGGGUGUUCCGAAGGCUAUCCAGUCUGUGAAGCUGAAAGCUGGCGAUACUAUAUAUCGCAGGAAAGGGAACACGUUAGUGGUACAGUUCCCUGACAAGAGGGAUGUCCAUAUGAUAUCAACAAUCCAUGCAGCCACCGACACUGUACUGAACAAAACAGACAAACAUGGCAUACCCAUCAUCAAACCUACCUGUGUAGUGGACUACUGUGCUAAAAUGGGAGGAGUAGAUCUAUCAGAUCAAGUAAUUCAAUAUUACGACAUUCUAAGGAAGACAGUCAAGUGGUGGAGGAAACUAUUUUUCCAUUUGGUCAAUGUUGCGAUCACUAACGCGUUCAUCUGGUACAAGAAGGACCAGAAUGGUACCGACCGCAAUGUGCAUGUGAAAUUCAGGAAAAGUAUUGUUUCUGCACUGUUGGAAGAAGGGGCAGAUGCCCCCAAGCCUAAAAGUAGGGGAGGAAAAACUUGUACCACAGCGACUGACAGGACGCCACUUUUCAUCAUACAACGUCGCGAAAGAGGGAGCAAAGCGUAA